GUUUGUAUUUUAUGUAUUUUAAUGCUUGUAUUUUUGUUUUCUCGUAUUUUUGUAUUCUGUAUUUUUUUCGUGUUUUCUUUGUGUUUUCAAGUUUCUGUUUUAUGUAUUUUAAUGUUUGUAUUUUCUGUAAUUUUGUGUUUCUUUUUUUGUGUUUUAUUUUUGUGUCUUUUUGUAAUUUUUGUAUUUUCCGUAUUUUUAUUUGUGUUUUCUUGUAUUUUUAAAGUUUAUCGAAUUUGUAUUUUUAUCAUCGUAUUUUUGUGUUUUCUUGUGUUUUUGUGUCUUUUUAUAUUUUAA
This is a messenger RNA of Meloidogyne enterolobii, 294 nucleotides long. Lineage: Eukaryota; Metazoa; Nematoda; Chromadorea; Rhabditida; Meloidogynidae. The record is from the annotation of a GenBank genome assembly.